Molecule: messenger RNA, 496 nt
Organism: Rotaria sp. Silwood2
Lineage: Eukaryota; Metazoa; Rotifera; Eurotatoria; Philodinida; Philodinidae
Source: the annotation of a GenBank genome assembly
UCCGCGAGCAUCCAUCGUAUCUAACAAAUUACACAAAACCUGUAGAAAUAUAUACUCUUUAUAUUUACUUUGAAAUGGGCAUUAUCGAUUUGUAUACUGUCAUUCAACAAUAAAAAUUAAUACUUUGCUUUGUUUCACAGUCACAUCUAUGUUAUCAAAAUGGUAAGUUACAUUUCGGAAUCAAAAACUAAUAUUAACUUUUCUUUUGUUCUAGAUUUUUCAAAAAGAUGUCAUUUAAAUGGUAAGCUACAUUCAAGAAUCAAACGCAAAUAUUAACUUAUAUUUUGUUUUAGAUUUUUCGGAUGAAUUUCAUCGAAACGGGUCUUCAAGUGGAUGUGAUCCAAAUGACUUUUGUAGUGGAUCUCAUCCAAAUGAUUUUUCGAAUGGAUCUUAUCGAAAUGGUUCUUCAAGUGGAUGUGAUUUAUAUGACUUUUUACAUAGAUCUCAUGAAAGUGAUCCAAAUGGUAAAUUACGUUACAGCAAUCGAGAAAUUUGA